Molecule: messenger RNA, 354 nt
Organism: Sclerotinia sclerotiorum 1980 UF-70
Lineage: Eukaryota; Fungi; Ascomycota; Leotiomycetes; Helotiales; Sclerotiniaceae
Exons: 2
Coding region: 1-354 (117 amino acids)
Source: RefSeq, a predicted model, not a curated record
AUGUCAAAUAAUUCUAAAAGUAAAUACCUGAAGUUUGUUGUAUGGAAUCUUGUGGAUGCGUGGAUAUCAAUUUCAGUAUUGGUAGGCAUCGCGACGUCUAUUCUUUUGUCUCAAAGCAAUAACUCCACGUGUUUUGUUUUUAAGCAACCCGCAAGGUCCAUGAAAACCACCUCAACACUCAAGAGAUUGCAGUGUUAUAAAUUUAUGGAAAACAAUACCGAUGACGAAAACCGUUUCCUUCCUUCUACCUCCCCACCAAGAACGCAAAGGGAUUCGACAUAUUUCAAUACGCCAGUCUACCUAAGUCGUCAACAUUGGCUCAAUCUGUUCAUGUAUAGUAAAUCUAGCUUUUGA